AUGGACCCCUCACAAGUCAAGAUUCCGCCUAUGAAAGACUUAACGGCGGACAACAUCACCCAGAACGUCCACACGAUUAACUCCCUAUGCGAGGAUGAGCGCAUGAAAUACGUCCUCGAACGCCUGGUCACGCACCUGCACGAUUUCGCACGCGAGACCAGGCUCAGCACCCAGGAAUGGAUGACCGGCUUGCUCUUCCUCACAGAGGUAGGGAAGAUCUGUACUGAUGUGCGACAGGAAUUCAUCCUCCUCAGCGACGUCCUUGGCCUUUCCCUCCUAGUCGACAGCAUCGACCACCCCAAACCCCCCGGCUCAACCGAAGGCACCGUCCUCGGUCCCUUCCACACGCACGACGCUGAAGAAAUCACCACCGGCGCUUCCAUGUCCCACGACCCAAAGGGUGAGCCCCUCCUCGUUGUCUGCACACUCAAAGACACAGCCGGCCGCCCAAUCCCCAACGUCAAAAUCGACAUCUGGGAAACAGACUCCACGGGCCACUACGACGUGCAGUACCCCGGCCGCGACAAGCCCGACGGCCGAUGUUACAUGCACAGCGGCGAGGACGGAGUAUUCUGGUUCCAUGCGAUUACGCCCGUACCGUAUCCGAUUCCGCACGACGGGCCUGUGGGCAAGUUGUUGAAGAAGUUGCAUCGGCAUCCGUACCGGCCGUCGCAUAUGCAUUUCAUGUUCGAGAAGGAGGGCUAUGAUCAUUUGAUUACGGCGUUGUAUUUGCGGAAUGAUCCGUAUGAGACGUCGGAUGCAGUUUUUGGGGUGAAGAAUUCGUUAGUUGUUGAUAUUGGGCGGGCGGGGCCGGAGUAUGCAAGGAAGUAUGGGGUUUCCGAGGAUCAUGCGUUGUUGACGUAUGAUUUUGUGUUGGUUUCUGAUACCGAGACGGGUGACUUACGGGCGAGGAAUUCGAAGGAGGCGUUGGAUAAGUUGGGGAGGAAGGUUAAGAUUGUUAACGGGUUACCUGUGCCGGAUUUAGAUUAA
Aspergillus ruber CBS 135680 is the source of this 990-nucleotide messenger RNA. Its product is annotated as intradiol ring-cleavage dioxygenase. The record is from RefSeq and is a predicted model, not a curated record. Gene Ontology annotation, molecular function: ferric iron binding; catechol 1,2-dioxygenase activity. Bases 1 to 990 code for a protein of 329 amino acids. Lineage: Eukaryota; Fungi; Ascomycota; Eurotiomycetes; Eurotiales; Aspergillaceae. Gene Ontology annotation, biological process: catechol-containing compound metabolic process. The transcript has 2 exons.